AUGAGUUCCGUGCAAGAACGUUUACAAUUAAAACGUGUGCCACUAGACACAUGGAAUAUACGCGAGAAGUUAUUUCUUGCAUCUGCUGUAGUGCGGAGUGGUGAUCAAAAUUGGAUGUCGGUAUCCAGGGCUUUGAAAACUAUGGGAGAACCUAACAGACCUCCAGAUUGGUAUUCACAGAAAAGCUGUGCCGCUCAAUAUGGAGCCCUGUUAGAGCAUGUGGAGACUCCAAAACGUAAAAAACGUAAUUCUGAAGGGGCUGUAGAGACCCCACAAGAGAGUAUAUUGAAGCGUCUAAUGCAACAAAGAGUUUUAGAAAUCCAAGAGAAUCUGAAGGAAAUGGAAAAACAGUAUGACCAGAUUAAAAAUGAAAUAACAGAACUACGCAGUCCAUCAACUCCAGACGAGCGUAUACAGGAGCUGUGGACGGAGAUAGAGACAGCCAAACGUUUGAGGGAGAGGGAGAAUGCGCGGAGAGCUGCUUGGCUUAAAGAAAGAGAAGAAAGAAGAGCAAGAGCAGAGAGACCAUGGAGGCCUUCACAGACACCACCACCUACUACUCCGACCACAGCGCCCCCAUCGUCGCCUCUACUGACAUCACUACUCAAGUCCUCCCCGGUAGUGACCACCCCACAGCAUAUUCCACAUCCAGCGACUGUUGUUGAUUCAGUAUCUCCUUCCGCAGGAGCUCCGACUCUAUCUCUCUUGCUGGAACAACCCCACGCUCAAGAGAGUAAACACGCAGCUAUCGAACAUAUAAAGAGUCAAUUGGUUCAAAUUGAGCAUCAGUUGAAAGCAAGCAGCCAGUCCGGUGUUCCAGCGGUUGAUAUAGACGAUAUAGAAAUAAAGGCGGAGGAUGUUUACGCGUUUAGAGAUAUAGACAUACACAUACCGCCAGUGGCUCUACACAAGGGGACUGUACGUAUAACGGAAAAACCUGUUUCCAAAAAAGAGGACGAAGUAGCACCAGAGCCGGAGAUGAUGGAAGCUGUGGUUGAAGAUAUAAAGGAGGAACCGACAGCAGAAGAAUCUGUUCCAGAAGAAAGUUUUACAACAACCAAUAUACAGACGGUGGAAGAACCACAGAUAGAAGAAACACAGGAAAUACAAGAAGAGAUGGAACCGAAACCGCAACAACAGCCGCAACCGGAAGCGGAAGUGAAAAUAGUGUUUCCGGAAGUCAAAUUUCCGACGCCGGAAAUUAAAGUUAUACAACCUGAUGAACAAAAGAUUAAAGAAGAAACGAAAGAACCGGAAACAGUUCAAGUAGAGAAGAUUAUAGAAGAAAAAGAAGAAACUCCACCUAUAGAAGAGAGAGUGGAAGAACCAACUCCAAUAACAGAAGAAGAACCAAAACAAACGAUAGUGGAGGAAAACAACCAAGAAGUAACCGCAGUACCGGAACCAAAACCUGAACCGGAACCAGAACAAGAAACAAUCGUAGCCCAACCAGAAGUUCCCGACCCACAAGACAUACCGUUGCCAGAGGAAGAAGUAAAAGAAGAAGAAAAAGAAGCUGAAAAGCCUGUGCCGGAAGAAGAGCAACAACCGGAAGUGGUUAAACAUGAAGAAGAUAUUAAAAAAGAAGAAGAACCCGAAGUGAAGGAAGAAGUUAAAGAAGAAGAAAUUGUUGAAGAGAAAAAAGAAGAGACUAUAGAGGAAAAAGUGGAUGAAGAUAGCAAAAAGGGUGGAGAUGAAGAUGCUGAGGACUCAAUACCUCUCAAGGAGAUGAUGAGAGAAGAAUUAUCAGAAGUGAAGAGAGAAGAAGUGGUAGAAGAAGACACUCAUACAGAGACAGAUGACGACACGCCUAUGGAGCUCAGUAGAGAAGAAGAGAAGGAUGGGAAGAAGAAAAGAGAUUAUUCCAGAAAAAAGAAGUCUGACUCCAGAACGUGUUCAGGGUCAGAGAGUGCGCCGGAGUCGCCGAGUGGGUCUGAUGCUGAAAGGCAGCAUCGCUUGUGGAGGAAGAGUGUCAUGUUGGUGUAUAGCAGGCUGUGCGCGCACAAGUACGCGUCGCUGUUCCUGCGGCCCAUCACGGACGAGGAGGCGCCCGGCUACAGCGCCGUCGUGCGCCGCCCGCAGGACCUCGCGCACAUCCGCCGCGACAUCGACGCCGGACACAUACGCACGACGGCGCAGUUCCAGCGCGCGGUUCUGCUGAUGCUGAGCAACGCGCUGAUGUACAACAGCUCCUCACACAGUGUCUACUCCAUGGCCAAGGAGAUGCACGAGGAGGCGCAAUGUCAGCUCAACAUGUUGGUGGCGGCGCAGGCGCACGCCGGCCUCUGCGCGCCGCGCCGCAAGCGCAGGAGAUACGCACUCGAC
Molecule: messenger RNA, 2325 nt
Organism: Brenthis ino (lesser marbled fritillary)
Lineage: Eukaryota; Metazoa; Arthropoda; Insecta; Lepidoptera; Nymphalidae
Source: the annotation of a GenBank genome assembly